CUGAGGACACAGUGUGCACCUGCAAAUUUCUGCGGACUCCUGCAAAUUAUUGACAUGUCAUCACGAGUUUGUCAAUAAGAUCCACUAAAAUUUCAACAAAUCAGCCAGCAAUCAUGUCAGACAGUGAUUCAGACGUGGAUGACGUGUUGAAUAAUCUCUUGGCGAAUGACGAUGAGACUCCAGUUCCAGAGCUGCCAGCUGCGCCCCAGGUCCUCAAAGAGUUGGACUACAACUUCCUGGAUAAUCUGGAUGAUCCCCCGGAGAAAGGCCAUCAGGAAAAGACCUCGAGUCUCGUUUAUGACGAUUUAGACUCCUCAGACGACGAGGGAAAAAAGUACUUCGAGGAGCAGAAGUACUCGGACUCUGGUAGGAGCAUAAGAGACCUUCUGAAGCACCAGUCCUCCCAGAAGAAGGACACCUCCAUCGAGAAGUUUCCCAGGAAGCCCGAGAAGAGUGAGAAGAGUGUAAAGAAGAAACCAGAGACUGCCCUAACAAACUGGUUGGCAAAGCCUCCAGACGUCUACAGCGAUCCAGUGUUUGGUCUGCGAAUUGUCAAGCCCCUGAUCUCUUCAGCAGAAUUGAAGGAACGAAUGCAGGACAGAAAAGCCAUCACAGUGUCUAAAGUAAAAAGCUUCCUGGCGACUCAGGACCAGUCCCAGGACUGGGUGAUCGCUGGUGUCCUCAUUCACAAAUCAGCAACGAAGAAAUCUCAGAAUGGAAAUCAGUACUGCAUCUGGCAGAUCAGUGAUUUAUCCGACAAAAUCCCCAGUGUUUCGCUCUUUCUUUUCAGUGGGGCAUAUAAACUCUUCUGGAAGACAUCCGAGGGGACAGUUGUAGGGGUUUUGAAUCCCAAUGUCAUGGAAUCGAGGAGUGACAAGGCUGAGGCCACUCUGUCUGUCGACAACGCCCAGAAAGUCAUGAUAUUUGGUAACUCCAGAGAUCUGGGGAGAUGCAAAUCUGUUAAGAAGAGCGGCGAUCCCUGCACCAAUAUCGUCAACAAGAGCAUUUGUGAGUACUGCAUUUAUCACGUCAAACAGGAGUACAGUAAAGCCUCCAGGAGGACUGACCUGCAGACUGACCCCAACAACAGGAGAUUUGGUAACGCCUUUGGAAAACAAAAACAAAAUUUUGGAGGACCUCAGGGAAAUGGUCUCAAUCAGUUGAAUAUGCUGGCGAUUCCUGCCAAGAGGAAUUAUAAGAUGGAGCAGAGGGACUCGGAGAGGCUGGCACUCCUCACGAAGGGGAAUAAUCCCCCCGGGAAGAGUCAAGAGUCAUCAGUUAAUAAACUGGGAGAUGCGGAAGCGCUGGAGAAGAUUAAUAAGAGCAGAGGAUGGAGCAAUAGAUCUGCCCUGUGUCUGUCUUCGAUAUCUUCUCUGUCAAAUGGCUCUCCAAAAGCGUCUCCAAAAAGUUUAACGAGUAAAUUAAAUUUGAAAGCUCCAGGACACAGUAGUCCCUCGCUAAAACCCUCAGUAUCGUCUCCAGGGCCUUGCGCUCCUCGUCUAGGAUGUGGAGUCGUUGGUGACACGAUUGACUUUUCACAACCAAUACCAAAGACGAGGAUAAGCUCUGCUAAAAUGAAUGCCAUCAAGUGGGCGAAGGAGAAGGGGGGCAUUAAGCCCUUGGGGAAUGUUAAUAAGGUGGGGGAGAGUAGGGAGAAGAUCGAGGCAUCUGCCAAGAGGAAACGAGAUGAGGAAAUGUCUGGUGAUACCCAAGAGGCGAAGAAGGUGUGCUCCACAUCGGAAAAAUUCAAGGAGCUCAUGGAGAUGACUUCAACUCAUGAGGAUCUCAUCGAAAAGGCUGAUGACAACGAGAAGGAGAAGUACUUCCAUAAACUGGAGGUCAAGGAGCGCAUGGAGGAGAAGAUGAUGACGACUUUUAAGGUCGAGUGCAAGGCUGUCAGGUGUCUCAUCUGCAAGUACACUGCAUUCUCGGCAUCGGAUAUUUGCAAGGAGAAGAGACAUCCUUUGAGGGUGAUUGACGCUGUCAAGAGCUUCUUCAAGUGUGGGGACUGUGGGAACAGAACAGUGAGUCUUGAUAAACUACCUUCUCACAGUUGUCAGAAGUGCUCGGGCUCCAGGUGGCUCAGGGCUGCUAUGAUGGAUGAAAGAAAGACUAAUAUUUCGGACACUGUCCUCUCCAUUCGAGGGGGUGAGGAGAAAUUCGUGGGAUCGGAUGUUAAAAAUUCUAGUAUUAAUCUUCUCGUACCUGGGGAUGAAACUUCGUAAAAUACUAUCUACUUCUACGUCUGGGAUCGAUGAAGAGGAAUUUAAAUCAUGAGAUGAAAUAAAUUUUUUUUUUAAUAUACAAUCAGAAAUAUUGCUUCCUGUUUUGAGAAGGAAUUUUUAAAUAGAUAAUUAUGGGAUGAAAUAUUUUGAGAUCAUCAAUUGACUGAAUAAAUUAUUAUCGUGUUAAAGACGGGAAAAUGACGAGACUUUUAUCACCUUCCAUCUUCACUUUAAUUUCCAAACUUGAAUUAUUCAUUUUGUUUUCUCCAUAAAUCAUCGGUGUAUCAUUGUUGGAAUGUGACUGUAUGUGAUCACCAUGACCUGUUCAAUCCUCGUUUUAUAACAAGACAUAUAAUAUAAUAUAGAACUUCUUUUAAUCGUUUUCUUUUCUCUGAAAAAUAUUCGAGGAGUUGUCAGAAUUCAUAAUUCUCGUGCUCUCUAAAAUUGUCUUUUGACCGAGGAGUUUUCUAAUAGCGUACGAAUUUGAUAUCUCUCAUCACUCACACGAAUCUUCUCGAUGGACGUCAAUAGCGUGACAGGCAUCUUCUGUUUCGAUAAUUAUUGUAUUGUUUUAUUUAUGUAAAAAACAUGAGGCAAUCGAGGACGCAGAUUUUCUCUCUUUCAUCACUAAUCGUCUUUCCCUUUUCGCUGGUAGUGUACACUCUGACAACGAUGAAAUAAAGCGAAAGACACUCGUUGAAUAGAAAAGUGAUACAUACCAGAUCCCCAUAAUUACACUGGAACCCUCUAAGUACAAUUUCUAUUAUGUCCAAAUUAAUUAUUUCAAGCAUGGAAUUUUUUUGAACGAAUGGAAUUUGAAAAAUAAGACACAAAUCACACUUUCACGCAAAUCUCAGCUCUACAACAUUUAAAUUAACCCCAGGCUGGCCAUUUAUUUCCAUUCCCAAUGCAGCGAAAAUACUCAAUCCUCAGAUAGUCAGCAAAAUAUAUCGCUUUGUUUUGCUUUCAUCGUGUUGUCAAACAAUCGGUGACCAGCACGGAGUUAGAACCAUCAAGAACAAUAAAGAAAAACAAAGAAUAAUGAAGAACAACAAUAUUUCAUUUCACCAAUUGCACAUCAGCAUCAUUACCAUAAUUAAAUAAUUACGUUGUACAGCUUGUUAUCAUUCAACACCUCUUAAUCUCUGUCAAUGUCCCCGAAUAAAUACGUAAACGUCCUGAGAAGAUACGUGUUUUUUUUUAAAUUCCCAAAAAACACUCCAGAAUUACCGUAGCCUUUCCUACAAUUGCUGGAUUUUUAAUUAAUGCACAGUGUUCACUCACUUCCUGGUACUCGAAACGAAUGUUUUAUUUUAGUUGUUUCAUAUGAUUAAUGUAGGCAGGUAUUCAAGCUGGCUUAAUUAAGUGUCACAGUCUUCGAGUUGCCCUUAAAAAUCCAUCCGAAUAUUUCUCUAUUGCUUCGAUUCCAAUUAUCAACAACUGGAGGAAACUUCGUCUUGUUAUUGUUGUUUUAUCGUUUUGACGUAUCACUCUGGUCUCAUUCACUCAAUGAUCCUCGCACAGUCUCACUUAUUCAAUUGCUCAGCAAAAAAAAAAAAAAAAA
Messenger RNA from Fopius arisanus, 3789 nucleotides. It is a transcript of the gene Mcm10, whose product is annotated as minichromosome maintenance 10 homolog. Gene Ontology annotation, cellular component: nuclear replication fork; nucleus. Gene Ontology annotation, biological process: DNA replication initiation; DNA replication. The record is from RefSeq and is a predicted model, not a curated record. The transcript is spliced from 2 exons. Gene Ontology annotation, molecular function: DNA replication origin binding; single-stranded DNA binding. NCBI's taxonomy places the organism in Eukaryota, Metazoa, Arthropoda, Insecta, Hymenoptera, Braconidae. Bases 114 to 2225 code for a protein of 703 amino acids.